This is a messenger RNA of Serinus canaria (Common canary), 2219 nucleotides long. RefSeq names its product apoptosis-inducing factor 3-like. NCBI's taxonomy places the organism in Eukaryota, Metazoa, Chordata, Aves, Passeriformes, Fringillidae. The transcript has 16 exons. The record is from RefSeq and is a predicted model, not a curated record. The coding region runs from base 798 to 2120 and encodes 440 amino acids. Gene Ontology annotation, cellular component: cytoplasm. Gene Ontology annotation, molecular function: flavin adenine dinucleotide binding; oxidoreductase activity, acting on NAD(P)H; 2 iron, 2 sulfur cluster binding.
ACCCAGAGAUGCUUCUCCCAAAGAACCUGGGAUGAGGGGAGCGGUGCAGGGGGGGUUUGUAGGAACAAGUCACCACCCUGCACCAAAACCUGCCUUGGAUGAUCUUUCCCUGCUCCAUUUCUUGCUUUUUUUCCCUCCAAAACAGAGAGGGAGAUUCCUCAUCAGCCUCUCAAUGACUGCUAAGGCAGGGAGAGCACUAAGGACCAAGGGGGUUGGCUGUUUUCUAGCCCAGGAGGCAUUUUGGGAGGGGAUUAGUGCUUUCAGGGCAAUUACCAUGAGUAACAUCUCUGCACAAAAGUUGGAGAGGCUUUGGAGAGGCUGAAGCAUCUCUUUAGACCCAGUUUGAGGGAGACAUGGGCUAUGGCAGCAGCAGCAGCUCCCCAUAAAUAAUUGUAUUUGUUUACAAGAGCCAUUACCACAUCUGCUCACUCACCCUGUGCUGCAGCUGAGUUUAAUGAGACACGGGGCUGGAAAUGAGAAGUGGGUUAAUUCAGAGGAGAAAAGGGCAGAGGAAUGGGUGCUGGGUUUGGACACAAAGUUAAAAAAGGGGUGUUUGAAGGUCAUUUUGGUGCUUCAUCAGAAAUUUGGGACCCUUUGAGUGCCUGCCAGUGAGCAGGUCCCAGCAGCAUGGACAGCAGUGACACCAUCACUGAAGAGGUCUGCAGGGAGGACGACGUUGGGGAUGGACAGUAACAGUGGAAGAUGGAAAGGUGUUCAUUACAGCAAAAAAGAAGGACCUGGAAAGCAGCCUGAGGGUGAAGGACACAAGCAGGAGGUGCCUCCUCAACAAGAACACGAUGCUGCUGCUGGGGGGAGGUGUGGCUGCCCUGGUGUGUGCAGAGACUCUUCGCCAGGAGGGAUUCACUGGCAGGAUCAUCAUGGCCACCAAGGAGAAACACGUUCCCUAUGACAAGUCCAAGCUGAGCAAGGAAAUGAACUUGAAAGCUGAGGAUAUCUACAUGAGGAAACCUGAAUUCCUCGAGGCUCGGGGCAUAGAGUUCUGGACAGAGAAAGAGGCAGUGUCGGUGGAUUUGCAGAAGCAGAAGGUUCAUUUCAUGGAUGGGUCCUCUCAGAAGUACCACCAGCUGCUCAUUGCAACAGGCAGCCACUCUGGUUUCCUCAAAAUCCCAGGUGCAGACCUGCAGAACAUAUGCACACUCCAAACCCCAGAGGAGUCCAGCAAGAUCUUGGAGCUGGCAACUGGGAAGAAUCUGGUGGUUGUGGGAGCUUCAUUCAUAGGAAUGGAGGUGGCUGCCUUCCUCUCAGACAAGGCUGGAAGCAUCUCAGUGGUGGAAAGAGAGGAGUUCCCUUUCCAGCACGCCCUGGGUCCUCAGGUUGGAGGUGUUGCCAUGAAGAUGCUGCAAAAUAAAGGGGUGAAGUUCCACAUGAAAACAGAACUGUGUGAGCUGAAAGGAAAGGAUGGGAAGGUCACAGAGGCUGUCCUUGCCAACGGAGAGAAGCUCCCUGCAGAUGUGGUAGUGUUGGGAAUAGGCUCAACCCCCAACUCAGCCUUCCUGAAGGGCACCUCCAUUGCCAGAGAUGACAAAGGUGCCAUCCUGGUGAAUCUGCACAUGCAAACCAACAUCCCCAAGGUCUUCGCUGUGGGGGACGUGGUCACCUUCCCGGUGGCACUGCUGGAUGGGGACAGGUCCAGCAUCCACCACCAGCAAGUGGCUGAGGCCCACGGUCGCUGUGCUGCCCUGAACAUGCUGGGCAGAGGGGAGGAGCUGCACACUGUUCCUUACUUCUGGACCACCUUGCUUGGGAAAAGCAUCCGCUAUGCAGGGCCUGCAUGUCUGCUCUCCAGCCCCAGCCCCUGUCCCCACCACCCUGGCUCUGAGGUGGUUUGGGUGCAAACUACUGUGCCAGGGCUCCUGAGCAGGCUCUCUCCCCCAGGCUGUGGGAAGGGAUACACAGACACUGUUGUGAAGGGCAGCCUGGAGCAACAGAAAUUCCUGAUCUUUUACAUCAGGGAUGGCCAUGUGACUGCAGCUGCCAGCCUGAACUGCGACCCCAUGGUGUCCCUGAUUGCAGAAGUGCUGUACUUGGGGAAACAAAUCUCCAAAGAAGAAGCAGAGGCCUGUGACAUUGGCAACAUCCCCUUGCUGGCACAAAGCUAAGUUUGGUGCGUGCCCCUUGCCGGGGGCUCACAACCAGAUGUCAACAGCUCCACAUCCUCCCACCCUGGAGCAAUAAAACCAUCAGCAAAGCUGAAGCCA